AUGGGAACUUGUGGAGGAAAGAAAACAAACGACACUAAAACAAUGAAAAAAGUAAAAAAAAAUAAAUAUAAAGAUGAGAGAAUAAGACAUAAAUAAUACUGGAAAUGAUGUAAAGGCCAAUAAUGAAUAGAAUAUAAUUACAAAAAGAAAUGAAUAAGAUGGGGAUAUUCUAAAAUAACAAUAACAAGAGCAAGUUAAGACAGAAAUCUAAUAUAAACCUGUUGAAGAUUAGGCCUCUUAAACUAUACAAGAUAAAAGUUAAAAAUAAACAGAUUAUCAUAAAUUAAGUGAAAUUAUGCCCAAACCUGAAAUUUUUACUACUACUCCAAUAAUUUAAUUAUCAAAAAAGAAAUUUUAAGAUGAUGAUCCAGCCAAGCAUCAUUUGGAAGUAUGAGAUUGUUUUGAAAUAGUGCAUUAAAAAUUAAAAUGAUAGAGGCUUGUCAAAUAUCAAUAUAGGAUUACCUGUCAAAUUUGAAAAUAAAUUUAAAGUUGAAAUUGAAGGUUCAUAUUAAUAAUAUUAAUAAAAUAAAUGAUAAAAUCCAGAUUUUUUUUUUCAUAUUAAGCAAAAGGUGUAUUUAGAAGAAAAAAUCAAAAUAUUAGAAGAGAGGAUUUUGUGGUAAAAGUGGCAGAUGAAGAUGUACAUUCAAAAAGAUUGGCAUCAGCAUUAAACAUCGAUGAUAAUCAAAGUGAAAUAAGCUAUCCAACAUCAUAAUCCAAUUUUUUUUUUAGAGAAUCUAACUUAUAAAAAUUAGAUCUAUCCGAUUUAUAUCGUAUCGAUUUUGAUAAUAGUGAUAAAAUUUCUAUUGUUCCCACAUUGAUUGAACCAUUAGAAAAUAUAGUUAAAAACCCAGGAAUUUAUCCAAUCUCUGAAUUCAAAAAUCACCACAAUUAUAAUUACUUAAAACAAAUCUAAAGGGAUGCUUAAAUGAAUAAAUUUGAUGUUUAUAUUCCUCCCUCUAAAGAUGUUACACUUUAAUAAUUUGCCAAAGCCUUGAAUUUAAGAUAUUGGUACUAAAUUCAUCUAUUUUAGUGUUUCAACAAGUACAUUUUCUAAUGUGCUCAGUUAAAUUUUCUACUUACUUAGUGGCUUCCAUGGUCCUGAUUUUAGUGGUGUUUUCGAAUAGUUCCCUGAUGAACCAAGAAAGUUUAUGAUCUCAUAAAGAAAACCAACAUCUGCAUUAUUACAUAGGGUUGAUGAAAACAUGUAUGCUUUGGAUGGAGAUCCUGGUAUUUUCGAGGAAGAACUCAUUGAACUCUUAAUGACUGGUAAAAUUGUGGAAAGACAAUUAACAUAAGACAAAGAGGAAUUUGAAAAUAGAUAUAUUAAAUUAGAUCCAAAUAUGCCACUUGUAGAUGACUUUCAUAGAUUUAUGGAAUUAAAUAAUGAAAUGUGUUUGAGAUCCUAAAUUGAUUGUAGGAAUCGAUCUGAUAAUCCUAUUGUUUUUGAAAUUAAAGCCAGAGGAGCAUGUCCUAUAAGAUAUGAUUAUCCAAAUUAUAGAGAUUAUUUAGAUUAUGAAGUCAAUUAAUAUAAAGGAUUGUUUUAAUCUUUUGAAAGGGAAUAUUAUGAUUUAAUAAGAGGAGCAUUCUUAAAAUGGGCUAUUUAAUUAAAAAUUGGUAGAAUGGAUGGAGCAUUUGUAGCAUAUCAUAAUUUAUUAGAAAUACAAGGGUUUGAAUAUAUCAAAUCUUCAGAAAUAUAUAAAAGAGUAUUUGGAACUGAAGAAUUUAGUGAUUUAAGUUUAUUAGUAGGAUCAAGAAUAGCUACUAAAAUGUUUGAUGAAAUCAUUGCAGAUAUCAAUGAAGAUUUUGAAACUUUAAAAAUAGGACUUUAUUCACAAAGUUUUACAAAAAAAUUAAUAUUGUUUGUAGAAAUUAUUAAAGAUAAAACAGAAUUUUAAAAAGUAUUUAAGUAAGAAAAUCUAAAAGAUGAAUAUGAUUAUUAUACUAAGCAUCCUUUAAAAAAUAAAGUUCUUAAAUAUGAAUUCUUGCUAAAACCUGAAAUCAAUGGAAUUGAAUAUUGUUACCCUACAAUUUUUAGAAAAAAUGAUUUGAUUUCAAUUAAAUAUAAAUUAAGGAGUUUGGGAUAAGCUGAUUUUGGAGACUAUAUGAAUUUUCUUCACGAUUGUUAUAAACACGAAGAAAUUAAUAUAGAAAUCAAUUAUUCUGGAGCUUGGUAGAAAUCAAUGUGAA
Molecule: messenger RNA, 2187 nt
Organism: Paramecium pentaurelia
Lineage: Eukaryota; Ciliophora; Oligohymenophorea; Peniculida; Parameciidae
Source: the annotation of a GenBank genome assembly